GCUAUGCCGUGUAUAAUUUUAUUACGAUUCGCCUCCUCGCCGCAUACUUUUGUCUAACUAACCGGCUGUAUAUUUUCGGCAUUCGCAGUGAUACAAACUCAAAGUCGUUUACUUAUCGUACGUAAUUGUGGUGUUAUCUCAAUUAGUACAAAAUUCAUAUUUAAACCUAUCAUUGGCUCUAAACUGUAUGAUAAAAUGCCUUAACCGAUAUUCUUAUUUAUCUUUAAAAAAAACCGCGAUUUUUUUUUAUUCGUGAAAAGUUGGCUGAGUGGAGCGCGUCUGCAUUUAUUUUUACGAAAAUGGAACGAAUUUGAAUUUUUUAAGAGUGAUAUGUCGACGCGCAGUAGCGCGAGCGCGAUCCGAGCGCGGCGCGGACACAAGGAGCGCUCCAAGAACUUCACCGAGCUGGAGAAGCGCACGGUGCUGGAGCUGAUCGCGCGCCACCGCGACGUGCUGCGGCAGGGGCGCUCCAACAACGCCACCAACCGCAGCAAGCAGCUGGUGUGGUCCACGAUCUGCGAGGAGGUGAACAAGCGGUGCGGCGGCGAGCGGCCGCGCACUCCCGCGCAGGUCAAGAUGUGGUACGAGAACUACAAGAAGAAGUGCAAGAUGCGCGCGCACGACUCGCAGCAACCAACCUCUGACACACCCAGCCUGCUUGACGGCAUGCUCUGGCAGAGCAUUCACCCCCUAGAUGUCAAAGACGAGGAGGGUGAAGCUACCACCAGCCUGGAGGGUGCACUCAGCGUCAAAGACGAAGACUGCUUGCCCGUCAACAUGUCUAACGGCCGCCUAUCGAAUACGAACGACAGCGACGACACGAUGCCAAACGUACUUGAGCCCCAAGUGCAAAUCAUACCCCAAUCAUCCCCUAGCCCACCCCCUCUCAAAAACCUUUCCACCCAAAUUAACCCUCUAACACUAAACCUACCGAUACUAACCAACCCUCUCCAAGCAAUCGAACAAGCUAGAAUACAGCAGACUUUUCUGCAAAAAUUAAACGAACUGUCAAAUACCCCAUUAAAUCUAAGUCAUUUAGAUGAUGAGAAAAGAAAAAAUGGCCACGAAAGGCAAGAAAAAGCGGACGAUCAAAUAAAACACGAUUGCGGGACCGCUACAGAAGAAGAACGCUCAUACUUCAUAGCGAAAAGACAGCACGCCGUAUGGGAGCAUGAGGCGAAAAUGAAAAUUUUAAACAUGGAACUGAGACAGAAAGAGGAAAUCUUUUCAUUGCAAAAGCAACUUUUCCUCAUUGAGUUAAGGUUGAAAAUGGAUUUCCUUGAAAAGGCCAGCGCUAAGUGACAGAUGUCAUCAUGAGUUUGAUUUUUAAUCUAUAACUGAUCAGAAUGGCUGGAACUCCCAGCCGUGAAGUCAGUUUAACGUGAAGUUUUUAAAAAUAAAUCCCUAUUGGGAUGUGGUCUCUGUCACGCGGUAGGCAUUAGAAAGAGACGGGUGUAACGUAAUAGAUAAUAAUUAAAACCGCCAUAGUCCAUUUUGUGCCAUCAUCGUAAGUUUAGUUUACAGUUGUUUUUUUUUUAUUAUUGAACCUGUAGCUAAGAUUUUAUACUCAUUUCUGCCCUACAUUUUGCUCAAAAAAAUAUGUAAAGUUUAGCAGAUUAACAGAAGGAAAUAUUUUAUUUAACAAAUAAACACUAAAUAAAAUAUUGAGUCAAUUUUAAAAAAUGCAUGUUGGGCAUAUUUUUUCAUAGCUUCUAAGCAACUGUUUGUAUGGAAUCGUAGAUUAGCAUCGAGUAGGAAAAAUUUUGGUACAGUAAAAAAAUACGUGUAUUUGACGGCAUUUUUCCGAUGUUGCCUGAACAAAUUUACUAAUUGUACCAAAAAUGGGUUUUGCAUUGUGAUGAUAAACAGAUAGGAAUUUAUUUUUGUAACCUUUAUUUUGCAUAGGUUAUUUUGUACUAUAUUUUUUUUAGUUUUUAGUACAUAUAAUGUGCUUAAGUUCUUUUUAGCCGCGCUAAUAAUAAUGUGCGGAUUUAUUUUUAUAGUAUUAUAUUUUUUUUAUCUUCUUGGCAGCUAUCUAUGAUAAUGAACGUCGUGCAAAAUAAAACUGCCAAAUAAAUAGAAUUUCGCAUAAUUGUGUAAACUGUUAUUUUUUAUGUUUUAGGUACUUAGGUGUCCCUUUAAAGGGCAUUCAAUGACUUCUUUUUUUAUCAUUAUAGUGUUAGUAUUCCCGAUUUUUGGGGCAACUUUUGACAUUAGUGUCGAGUCCUUUGGCAUAACUGUAAUACAUAUUGUCAAAUGUACUAGUCUAGUAAGAUUUCAAUUGUUCUUAUGAAGUAGGUAUUAUGAUUUAAAUUAAAACGCACACUGUAAUGUGAAACGCAUUUUGACAACUGCUUAAUUGUCAACAUCAAUUGUUAUAUACUAGUAGAAAAAGUAUUAUGUGUGGUAAAGAUACUGAGGAAGGAGGAAUAUCUUUUUUUUUUGUCUUGAUCUUUUGUCUAAUGCGUUUGAUUUAUAUAUCCAUAGAUAUAAAUAUUCGUAACGCAUGAUUGUUAAUUAACAAAUGAAAGCAGUUAAACAUUUGCGUUGAACAUAAAAUGAAUUAGUUUUAAUAUACAGAAUACAUAAAAUUAAUACCUGUUUCAUAACAAUAAUAAUUUCAAGUCAUCGAUGUGCCAAUACCGAGUAACAUUGUUAUGUAAUUAUUAUAUAUAGUUAUUACAUUUAUAAGAAAACAUAGACAAAAUAAAAUUUAAAAGAUACGUAAACGUAGACAAAUACUGGAAAGCGAAAAAGAAUUAAAACUCGACACAGUAUGAUAAAUUGUAAGUAAUUUAUAAAUAAAAUAAAUAGUAGGAAGUGAAAUAAUAAUGCAGUACAAAAGUGUUGUUAGAGAAAAAAAUAAUUACCUCAUUCUGACAGUGUAUUGUAAAUAAAAAAAAUAGAUUGUAGUUUGUAAAAGUUUUAGAAACGUUUUUAUAUGGGACUUACACCCUUUUUGCUUUAAACCAUCGCGAAAUAGUUGCCAGGUAUUUAGAAAAAUAUACCAAUAUGGUACCUUUUUUUGUGAACAACACUGGCGUUUGAAACAGUUUUAUGAUAUUGUGAUGUAUUUAUAAGAUCUCAAUACAUUUUAUUAAAAUGUUUAUUCACUGAUGAUAUUAAUUAAAUAAAUACAAUAAUGGGAAACAUAUAUAUGACUAAUGCUGUAGAGUAUUGAAAUAUUUCGUAUUAAUUUUUAUUUGAUUCAUGUUAAGUUAAUCUGAUUAAAUUGGAUAUUAUUGAUAUUGAAAUAAAGAAUUUAUUUUCUGUU
Messenger RNA from Bicyclus anynana (squinting bush brown), 3274 nucleotides. RefSeq lists its product as uncharacterized. The record is from RefSeq and is a predicted model, not a curated record. Bases 331 to 1302 code for a protein of 323 amino acids. NCBI's taxonomy places the organism in Eukaryota, Metazoa, Arthropoda, Insecta, Lepidoptera, Nymphalidae. The transcript is spliced from 6 exons.